Messenger RNA from Eruca vesicaria subsp. sativa (arugula), 1479 nucleotides. The record is from the annotation of a GenBank genome assembly. Lineage: Eukaryota; Viridiplantae; Streptophyta; Magnoliopsida; Brassicales; Brassicaceae.
AUGUCGUCGUUCAAUCUAUUCUCCACCCCACAACAACAACAACAGCAGCAGCAACAGCAGACAACGACUCCUUCUCCUUUCCAAACGCAGCAACAGCCGUCGUUUCAGCCGCAGACCAAUUCCUUCUUCCCCCAACAACAACAGCAAACGCCGUCGUUUCAACCGCAACAGUUCCAGCAACAACAACCACAACAACAACAGCAGCAAGUACAACAGAUGUAUCUGUUCACUAACGACAAAACACCGGCGAGUUACAGUACGAAGUGGGCCGAUCUUCAUCCCGAUUCUCAAAAACUCCUCCUCCAGAUUGAAGAGAAGAUAUUGGAGUCAAGAAGUGAGAGUCAGAGGUUAGACCAAUGCAGCAGACUUUAUGAUUCCUCUGUUUCCACCGAAGGUUUCGAGUUUGAUGCAAGCCGCAUUAUUCAGGAGCUUGGUGGGAUUAAUACUACCAUGGACAGACAGAAAGCUGUUCUCCAUGAGCUAAUGGUGGUUGUUAAAAACAUGCUGCGUGAUUCAGAGCUUGUUGUUCGUUCUUUCAUGAUGCUACAGCCGAGGUUCCCUCAUUCUAAUCCUGGUGGAGGAGGAGCUGUUGGUAUUGGUGGUUCUCAGUCGUCUCAGGCGCAAGGAGCUAAUCCUGGUGCAGCUUCCUCUGGUCAACAACAGGCAGUUGCUUCCGUUGUUCAGGUUUCUGACUUUUACCGUGGGGUUCCAAGGAAACCGACUGUUUUUCUACAGCAAACUGUUGCAAGGUUUGAGAAGUAUCUAAGCGAGUGUAGACAGUGGGUUGAGGAGUUGGAGCAGUUGCUUGCUUUGGAUUCUGACAAGUAUAGUCGAAAUGCUUCUCUUUUGGAGUCUCUUCCUAAAGUCAUCUCUAAUGUGCAUGACUUCUUUGUUCAUGUCGCUGCUAAGGUAGAGAAUAUUCACCAGUACAUUGAAUCGAUGAGGACAGCGUAUCUUGCUGACCAGCGCCGGAGAGGAGAAUUCCAUGAUCCGUUUCUUGAGGCUGAUCGUAGGGAAACAGCAAAACAAGAAGCUGCUGCUAAAAGGGUCCACCCAACUCUGCAUCUACCUGCUAAUACUACUACAACCCAAGUUGCUGGAUUGCUUACCAGCUCAGCGACUCCUGGGGCUUCAAAUGCUCCACAAACAUCUGCAGCCAUUCCAACACCAAACCCUUCUUCAGGAGCUGGCUUGUUUAACACCCCUGCUUCUGCUCCUUCGAAUUCUCUCUUUGCUACACCAUCUUCUGCUGCUCCUGCCUCUUCUUUGUUUGGACCAGCAACUACUCCCUCGCAGACAUCACUCUUUGGUUCUACUCCAGCUCCUGCAUUUGGUUCUUCUUCAUCUUUGUUUGGCCAGCCAACUCCAUCACUUUCUGCUACGCCUUCACAGUUUGCAGGUAUUACACCGGGUUCAGGAGCCAGCUUCGGUUCUAUGACUAAAUCUUCAAGGCCAAAAUCUAGAACUUCACGCCGUUAG